Messenger RNA from Xenopus laevis (African clawed frog), 1821 nucleotides. It is a transcript of the gene dlx3.L, whose product is annotated as distal-less homeobox 3 L homeolog. Lineage: Eukaryota; Metazoa; Chordata; Amphibia; Anura; Pipidae. Gene Ontology annotation, cellular component: nucleus. Gene Ontology annotation, biological process: cell differentiation; regulation of DNA-templated transcription; regulation of transcription by RNA polymerase II. Gene Ontology annotation, molecular function: DNA-binding transcription factor activity, RNA polymerase II-specific; RNA polymerase II cis-regulatory region sequence-specific DNA binding; DNA binding. The record is from RefSeq and is marked provisional.
CUGGGAGACGCUGGGAUGUGAGUCUGGUUCGUUUCUCCGGCUCUGCACAAACAUGAGUGGCCCCUAUGAGAAGAAGAUGGCCGUGUUGACCGACCUGAGCACCUCGUCCCACCCUGUGACCAAGGACUCGCCCACCCUGCCCGAGUCCAGUGCCACAGAUAUGGGCUACUAUAAUGGCCACCUCUCUACUGGGCAGCACGACUUCUUCCAGACUCAGGCUUACUCCCCAACCAUCAGCUCCUACGGCUACCCCCACCCUCCCCAUCCUCAGUACAACUUUAAUGGGCUUGUGGGCAACGAGAGCUUCUUGCCCAAGGACGACUACCAGUAUGGCUAUCGGCCGUUUGUCCAUUACAGAGAACCCCCAGUGCAGGAGACAGUAUCAGUGAAGGAAGAGCCCGAAACCGAAGUCCGGAUGGUUAAUGGGAAACCUAAAAAGAUCCGGAAGCCAAGAACCAUCUACUCUAGUUACCAGCUGGCCGCUUUGCAGAGAAGGUUCCAGAAGGCCCAGUAUUUGGCACUGCCCGAGAGAGCAGAACUGGCCGCCCAGUUAGGACUCACUCAGACGCAGGUAAAAAUCUGGUUCCAGAACCGAAGAUCUAAGUUUAAAAAACUCUACAAAAACGGAGAAGGUCCUGAUAUGGAGCACAGUCCAAAUAAUAGUGACUCCAUGGCUUGCAAUUCCCCUUCAUCUCCACCCAUAUGGGACAAUAGUGGAAGCCGAACCCCUCUGCAGCAGCAACAGCAGCAGCAAAGUCUUCCACAAUGCUCCUCCCCCUCCUAUCUGGAGAACUACCAUUCAUGGUACACUCAACAGAACCAAUCUGGGCAACAUCUACAACCUUCUGAAGUUACGCACCAACCUCCUCCCGAUACAGUGUAUUAAGUGAAAAAAGACACUGGCACUGAUUUCUCUUGGUGCCGUCCUGUAUUGUUUUUUUGGUUUGGAGUUGGAUGGCAGUCAAAAAGUUUGAAAAACAAUGUCACUCCAAGUCCCGCUUCGGGAUCAGGUGCCUUUUUUACGGUUAAAUGCCUAAAGAAUUGCUUGAUCCCUCAAAUGGUUUUGAUGGAUAAAAUUUUGGAGAUCCCAUUGUUUUAGAUGCUAAAGCCAGGUCACCAGAAGCUAAUCUUUCUUGAACCUUGGAAGACUUGUCUUUAGACUCCUUAAUUUAUCAUUAAUGAAACUGACAUUGAUGUGAUGUUCCAAAGUGUCACUUCUCAUGCUUUUAAGCCUAUCCUGACAACCAUGGGUUUUUUAAAAAAAAAAAAUAGCUGAAUCCUACAAUUUUUACGACCCUUCCUGGGACUCGUCGAUGUUUGACCAAUGUUUUAUCCUGUGCCUUAUUAAAUUAAGCUAUAUUUAAGUAGUAGGUUCAUUCUUUACUUUUUAAAAAAGAAGCAAAAUGUUCCAUAAUUCUACUGAAGAAAAUAAAGCUUCUAAAGUUCAUUCCGUCUCGGUCUACAUCUCCACAGCCUCACCAACUUCCAUAAGGAACCAUCAAAUGUCCCAGAGUCAAAGAGUUCCGAAAUCCAGUGCCAAUCCAUUGUAGAUGGACUUCUUUCCAGAGCUGCUGAUUGUGUAACUUGGUCACGUUCCUGUGUCAUGGAAAUAUUUAAAAAACAAAAAACAAAAAAAGACUAUGGUUGACCUUAACUUAUUUUUGUAAUAUUUUUUUGAGGGGAUGUUGUGUUUGCAAUGGGAGAAGAAGAUGGUGAGGACUAACUUUGAUUAGAAGACCUUGGGGGAGCAUGUGAAGAAUGUUAUGGUGAGAAUGCAAAUAAAUUGUUAUGGUAUUUUGCUGGAGAACCAGCAGAUUUGGA